ACAGUGUCACUGCUCGGAGCUCGUUUAUUUUACACUGCCAUCUACAGGACGAGUCAGGGACAAGCACUUUGCGUUCUAACUAUUCUUUGAAAAUGGCAGGCAUUGUACGGAAAUUGGUCCAGGCGACGGCUGCACCUAAAGCAAUUGGACCUUACAGUCAGGCGGUGAUAGCAGAUAAAACGAUGUACAUCUCGGGUCAGAUUGGGUUUGUGCCCACGACAAUGGAGAUAGUGACUGGGGGAGCAGCAGCAGAGACUGACCAGGCCCUGAAGAACAUGGGUGCCAUAUUGGAGGAGGGCGGUUCCAGCUACAACAAUGUGGUGAAGACAACAGUCCUCCUGAAGGAUAUCAACGACUAUGCUGCUGUCAAUGAAGUCUAUGCAAAAUACUUUUCCAACAACAAACCGGCAAGGGCUGCCUUCCAAGUAGCUGCUUUACCCAGGGGUGCACUGGUUGAGAUCGAGGCCAUCGCCGUUGUGGGCAACAUUGUGGAUGCUCAGUGACUAGGCUCCAGUGCCAGACUGUGACUGUCAUCCUGACCAACCUACCAGCCAAUAGUCUCCACUCACAGUCAUGUGGUCAUCUGUGGUCAUCUGUCUGGUCAUCUGUCUGGUCACAAGAAAGAAGACUAAAUACAAAUUCCAUAAUACGACAUUAUAAUACAGAGCUGCAGAUAAGCUGCGUAUCUGCGUAAAAUACGCAUCAGAAAUAUGCAGUAAAAUAAAGUCCAAGCAUUUCAAAUACACAACGAACAUUACAGAUAUGCUACAAAAAUAAACCUUGUGUGUAUCAUCAAAAUAUUGUGAAGUAACCCUGCGUAUUCGAUUAGCAAAUCAGCAACUUAUUUUGAAAUUAUAAACGGGCAUUCC
Messenger RNA from Haliotis rufescens (red abalone), 869 nucleotides. Its product is annotated as 2-iminobutanoate/2-iminopropanoate deaminase-like. The transcript is spliced from 6 exons. NCBI's taxonomy places the organism in Eukaryota, Metazoa, Mollusca, Gastropoda, Lepetellida, Haliotidae. The coding region runs from base 93 to 503 and encodes 136 amino acids. Gene Ontology annotation, molecular function: deaminase activity. The record is from RefSeq and is a predicted model, not a curated record. Gene Ontology annotation, cellular component: cytosol.